UCAGACGGGCCCGGACACGUACUGGCUUAAGCAUGGGGACACGUUUGGCACUGCAUGAUUUGAGUCCCUGGCCAGUGUAGUGUGUUACUGAUGGUAGCCUUUGUUGCUUUGGUCCCAGCUCUCCGUAGGUCAUUCACUAGGUUCCCCCGUGUGGUUCUGGGAUUUUUGCUCACCGUUCUUGUGAUCAUUUUAGCACCACGGGGUGAGAUCUUGCGGUGAGCCCCAGAUCAAGGGAGAUUAUCAGUGGUUUUAUAUGUCUUCCAUUUUUUAAUAAUUGCUCCCACAGUUGAUUUUUUUCUCACCAAGCUGCUUGCCUAUUGCAGAUUCAGUCUUCCCAGCUUGGUGUAGGUCUACAAUUUUGUUUCUGGUUUGGUUUGACAGCUCUUUGGUCUUGGCCAUAGUGGAGUUUGGAGUGUGACUGUUUGAGGUUGUGGACAGGUGUCUUUUAUACUGAUAACAAGUUCAAACAGGUGCCAUUAAUACAGGCAACAAGUGGAGGACAGAGGAGACUCUUAAAGAAGAAGUUAUAGGUCUGUGAGACCCAGAAAUCUUGCUUGUUUGUGUGAAAACUAAUGGAACAGCCAUGGUACACGCAAUAUUUCUGGCUCCUGGUUUUUGGAGGCAUUAUCCUUGUCACAGGCAUUAUCAGCUUUGUAAUGUUUUGUUUCUGUAGGACUCAGUUCUCAAGAAGUCUAAAACUGCAAAUAAAAAGGACUUCAAAAGAAGAGAAAACACAGACAAGAGUCCAAAAUGUAGCAGUUAUCUCAGAUGACCUCUUUUAUCAUUCAUCAGCUUCACCAACAAUUAUAUUGCCAGAAGCAACCAACUAUAAGCAUGAUGCCACUGCUUUGUAUGCUACCGUGAAAAAAGAGAAAGUAACUUUUCAGCAAAAAGGCAUAAAUUCUGAAUAUAAUGGCCACAAAUACCAUUUACAAGUACCCAACAAAAAUUACAAAUAUUCCUCUGCAUCCUAUGACUCUGUUUUACACAGUGCAGACUUUGAUUACAUAAAUACAGAAAAUUCUAAAAAUAAAGGUUACAAAUCUGAUUUACGUGUACCCGACAAACAUGACAGAUAUUCUUAUGCAUCUUAUGAUUCCGUUGGUCUCAGCACAGACAUGAAUUAUAUAAACACAGAUACAGAAAAUUAUACUAAAGACUGGGAAUAUGUAGAAGUGCUUGCGGAUGAAAAUGAUUACGACGAUGUGGAAAUAAUCUGACCCUGUUAAUAUUUUUUUUAUUUCCAACCGAAAUGAACCUUUACAGUUCUGCUGAUCUUUUAACCAACUUUUCUUUUACCAUUGACUUCUAUGAUACAUUUUAGAUAUGAAAUGUGCACUUUAUAGUGCCCUAAAACAGGUUCUCAAUAUUAUAGAUCCUAUAAUGACCAACUGAAUUUCUUACUUUCCCUAUCUAGGAUAUCUGGAAGGGAAAAAAAAGGAUGCAUGGGGGAUAAAUGAUAGUUAUGUAAUCCUGAUUACAUUUUUUUUAUUUAUGCUGUUGUAAAAUUGUGCUCAAAAGUUUGCAUACCCUGGCAGAAAUUUUGAAUUCUGGAACCGAUUUAAAAAAUAUGACUGAUCAUGCAAAAAUAAAAAAAUAAAAAACUUA
Molecule: messenger RNA, 1608 nt
Organism: Hyla sarda
Lineage: Eukaryota; Metazoa; Chordata; Amphibia; Anura; Hylidae
Exons: 8
Coding region: 573-1220 (215 amino acids)
Cellular component (GO): tetraspanin-enriched microdomain; membrane; immunological synapse
Source: RefSeq, a predicted model, not a curated record